Mycosarcoma maydis (corn smut) is the source of this 249-nucleotide messenger RNA. RefSeq lists its product as uncharacterized. Lineage: Eukaryota; Fungi; Basidiomycota; Ustilaginomycetes; Ustilaginales. Bases 1 to 249 code for a protein of 82 amino acids. The transcript is spliced from 3 exons. The record is from RefSeq and is a predicted model, not a curated record.
AUGUCGGGCCAGGGCGGUACUCAGUCUCCUCCCCUUCAGGGACGCGAAAAUGACCCCAUGGGACAGUCGGCUCCCGGCAAAGACUCAAAGGCUAUUCCUGACGAGCAGCAGCGCGGAGGCGUGUUUGGCGAUGGCGAAAAUAAGGGUGCCGAGAGUGGCCAGGCUGGCGACGCCAACGACGGCGCCGGCAAUCUCAAAAAUGCCGUCAAUAAUGCAAAGCACGCUGCAGCUAACCAGCCCGGCAAGUGA